This is a messenger RNA of Xiphias gladius (swordfish), 1395 nucleotides long. RefSeq names its product chondroitin sulfate proteoglycan 5-like. The coding region runs from base 1 to 1395 and encodes 464 amino acids. The record is from RefSeq and is a predicted model, not a curated record. Gene Ontology annotation, biological process: nervous system development. NCBI's taxonomy places the organism in Eukaryota, Metazoa, Chordata, Actinopteri, Istiophoriformes, Xiphiidae. The transcript is spliced from 5 exons.
AUGGCGCGCGGUGACAGUCGUUUGGGGGCCUGGCAGGUGCUACUGACCGUCUCACUGGUCAUCAUCCCCCUGUCUGCUCACGGGAGGCAUUCACUGGCCAGGCGCCAUCAUCACCACAACCAGUCAUCUGUUAACAAGGAGGCCUUGAACACCAGGAUGGUGCUCAGUGAUGACUCAGCAGAGAGAGACCACCUGAUCGGUCUCGGGGCCAAACUGCCUCUCAGCUCCACCAAACAUCACCAUUCUCAUAAACAUGCCCACCUAGACUUCAUAGAGGAGGACCCACCUGUGGGGGAGGAGCUCACUGCCGGUGGGGCGGGUCCAGACCAGCCAGGAAACCCCUUGUCCGAUGACGUCAUCACCGUGGAGUUCCACAGCCUGGCGCCGGAUGUUGUCCCCUCUGAUGCUGCUCUGGAUUGGGCGAAAGCCCCAAAACCCCAGAAGCAGAAAGGGGGAGACCCUACUGCAUGGACGCUUUCGGACUUUUACGACUACCUGUCCCCUGAUGACGACCUCUCGGCAUUAGAUACUACCCCAGAACCUGAGCCCACCCCUUCUCCCCCAGCCGAAAUGGAGGACGAGAAUCCACUCCUUGUUGGUUCCUCUGCUGUUCCUGACAACGUGAAGCCCAAUGUGGCUAGCGGACCCUCCUCACCUGCUCCUCCCAUGCCAGGGCCGGACAAGGGUGAUGGGUUAAGCUUGGGUGGUGCCAUAGGGACUGACGGCUGCAGGCUGGGCUUUGUACGCUCUGGACCAGGGGUGUGUGUGUCUCAGUGUGACAUAGAACCCAACUUCUGCUUCAAUGGAGGGGUGUGUACCGUGUUGGCAGGAAUGGGAGCCUUCUGCAGGUGCAAUGUGCAGGACUACAUCUGGAACAAAGGCACGCGUUGUGAUUGGGCAGUCACAGAGUUCCAGGUGAUGUGUGUGGUGGUGGGCGUGGCCUCCUUUGUGCUCCUUCUCCUCUUCAUGAUCAUCGUAUUCUUUGCCAAGAGGCUGCACCGCCUCAAGAAUGAGAAUAGGCGCCUUCGCAAACGCAGUAAGUACCGCCCACAGAGCAGCGAGCCACAGACUGAUGGCCUCUCGGUUUCCACAACAGCCGACGGCUCGCAGCCAAAUGUAAGGAAACUCUGUGACACCCCUCCGCCUGCUCCCCAAGCCCACACUCACAACCUGGCGUACUAUGACAACAUUAUCUGUCAGGAUGAGCCUCAGAAGCAGGAGGAACCAGCAAAGUCCCCGCAACCCAAGGAAGAGGGGUCUAUGAACAUCCUCAAUUCUCAUUCCCCCAAGCACGAAAACAAUCGCCCAACCUCUGUCGUCCACGACCACGGACACACCCCCAACAACACAGAGGAAAAUGCCGAGGUAAACAUGCUCCAGAACAACCUGGUAUAA